Drosophila eugracilis is the source of this 1404-nucleotide messenger RNA. Its product is annotated as zinc finger protein 37. Lineage: Eukaryota; Metazoa; Arthropoda; Insecta; Diptera; Drosophilidae. Gene Ontology annotation, biological process: regulation of transcription by RNA polymerase II. The transcript has a single exon. Bases 50 to 1318 code for a protein of 422 amino acids. Gene Ontology annotation, cellular component: nucleus. Gene Ontology annotation, molecular function: zinc ion binding; DNA-binding transcription factor activity, RNA polymerase II-specific; RNA polymerase II cis-regulatory region sequence-specific DNA binding. The record is from RefSeq and is a predicted model, not a curated record.
UUUAUAGUAUUUACUUUUGAGCGGUCCCAUAAACAAACCAUUUUCAGCAAUGCUGGACAUCUCGCAAAUGUGCCGCGUUUGCAGGGAUGAGUCCGACUGCCUGGUGGACCUGUUCGCGGAGUCAUGUUCCUCCAUUCCGAAUCAAGAGAAGGAGCCGUACUUGGCCACCAUGCUGAGAGAUUGCAGCGGAUGCAGCGUGCUCAGGGCGGACGGAAUGCCACAGUUUAUCUGCGUGGAGUGCGCGGAGUCAACUCGGAAAGCGUACAGAUUGAGGCGUCAAUGUCGGAAGAGUCAUAAAUAUUUUGACCAGCUACGUCGGAUGGUUAAGGAGCUGGAAGGAAUCGAGGGUUGCCUGGAAGUGGACAAAGCCGAGGUCAAAGAUGGAGCAAUUACAGAGGCAUUCGAGCAACAAGUUCUUGAAGAUAUCUUUGUAGAACUAGUGGAGCUUAAGUACAAGUCUGCAUCAACUAAAAAGGUAACAACUCCCGAAGGCGAUCUUCCGAUACCCACUCCUGAGAACAAUGAACCCAAGAAUAUCAAGGCUCCAACAAAGAGACCUAUCAUUAAACGCGAAAAAAGAAAGAAGUCCUGUUCAGAUAAUGACACUUGGAGACCUGAAAGUGAUGCCGACGAAAGAGAUGAGUCUCCAAUAAAGAGCCCGAUCAUUAAUGCGGACUUAGGUAUUGAGCAUGUAUAUAAGCCUAACCCUAAAAAGGUAACCAAUCCCGAAGGCGAUCUUCCGGAGGCCCCCGCAGAGAACAACGAAUCCAAGAAUAUCAAGGCUCCAAUAAAGAAACCGAUCAUUAAACGCGAAAAAAGAAAUAAGUCCUAUUCAGAGAAUGACACUUGGAGUCCUCAAAGUGAUGCCGACGAAAAAGAUGACGAAAAUUGGGGGCAAACAAAAAUAACAAAGACGAGAAAAAAGAAGAAGGUUCGCAAAAUCUUUCAGUGCAAUCGUUGCGACCUGUCAUUCGGCCAAAAUAUUCAUCUAGAGAUCCACAUGCGAACACACACGGGAGAACGCCCCUAUAAGUGUUCAUAUUGUUCGCAAUCCUUUGCCCAGAAAGGCAAUUUGGGCACCCACAUUCGAUGUCACACCGGCGAGCGUCCCUUUGCAUGCACAAUGUGCCCAAGACGAUUUCGGCAAAUGGGUCAGCUCAGUGUCCACACUCGGAUUCACACUGGCGAGCGUCGCUACAAGUGUAAAAUUUGCCGACUAAGAUUUCAGCAAAACGUUCAUCUGCAGAAACAUAUGGCCGUACAUACCGGAGUUAAAUUCGAGCCCGGCAGACAAGGAGCCAAAAAGAUCACCUCAUAAAAAAAGUGUAUUCUUUUUUUUAACCCUUUACUGAUAUUUUACUUACUUAAGGAAUACUAAUAAAUAUAAGCUUAUGUGUUUUUUAA